Messenger RNA from Hippocampus zosterae (dwarf seahorse), 1078 nucleotides. RefSeq names its product TMF-regulated nuclear protein 1-like. The record is from RefSeq and is a predicted model, not a curated record. Gene Ontology annotation, biological process: regulation of cell population proliferation. Bases 440 to 1078 code for a protein of 212 amino acids. Gene Ontology annotation, cellular component: nucleus. The transcript has a single exon. Gene Ontology annotation, molecular function: DNA binding. NCBI's taxonomy places the organism in Eukaryota, Metazoa, Chordata, Actinopteri, Syngnathiformes, Syngnathidae.
AUGUCCCUUUAAUGUCACCAAUAGGCAGAUUCACUUUGAUGAUCUGUUCUUAACAUGGGAGCUGUGGAGAUUACAAUUUUGAUACUUUUUCUCUCAUUGCAGUAAAAUUAACUGUUCGGUGCAAUGAAAUCAGAUGACAGCUGCUCUGUUAGAGGCAUAAAAUAAAAACAGGAAACAGUCAAAUAAAAUAAAUAUUUUUUUUAAUAUAUGCUGUAUAUAAGACAUACACAGGUCAUUAAUAUAUAAAUGAAAUUCAAAUGAAAUGCUCUUACUGAAAAACUGCCCGGUCAGAGGUAAGCAGCAGCACAGAAGUCGGCCAGCCAAUCAGGAGCCAGUAGGCUAAGUGAGCCCCAUCAGCCAAUCGGCUGCAAGGAAGCUCCUCGCCCCCCCCCCCCCCCCCCGUGAGAUGAGACAGACUCACAUCCGUCAUCACUGAUGAAUGGAGCCGCACCAGGGACACAUCGUAAUCGGAGGCGAACCGCAGGCGGCCAUGAAAGGACGACAAAGGACCCCCCAGGAUGAAGACCACGCCGAGGACAUCCUACAGCUCCGUCCACACUCCCCUCCAUCCUCCUCCUCCCCAUCUCACUCCCCUCUAUCGGCCAUGCCAGCUUCGGCGUCCACCCUCCUGGCUCUGGCCUCGCCAGCCACCCGUCGCUCCAUCUCUAUGGGCGACUUCCGGAGGGUGACGGGCGCCAUGCUCGCCGCUUCCGAGCCGACGUCCGCCUCGGCCACGGCGCCGUCCUCCAAACUGGUAACGCCGAGCUCCAGCAUGGAGUUCGAAGCGGCUCGCCGGCGCCUCCUGGAGGUGGAGGAGCGCCAGCGGGUCGUACGGGAGAUGGAGCGGCGAUUGGAGGAGCUCCGGGAGGUGUUUGUACGCUCCGAGCAGGAGGUGGUUUUGCAUGGGGAGCGACUGGCCCGGAUGUCGGGCGCCGCCCAGCAAAGUGAAAUCUACGUGGCCGAGGGCAGCCAGCGUCUGAAGAAGGGACUCAAGUUCAAGAAGCACCGGCCCACCAUCGUGUUCUCAUCCAUGCUGGGACUCCGAACGUGCCUCCCUUGGCCUGUGAAGCUCAAGUAA